This is a messenger RNA of Zootermopsis nevadensis, 4379 nucleotides long. RefSeq names its product UV excision repair protein Rad23 (gene Rad23). The record is from RefSeq and is a predicted model, not a curated record. Gene Ontology annotation, cellular component: cytosol; nucleoplasm. Gene Ontology annotation, molecular function: ubiquitin binding; polyubiquitin modification-dependent protein binding; damaged DNA binding. NCBI's taxonomy places the organism in Eukaryota, Metazoa, Arthropoda, Insecta, Blattodea, Termopsidae. Gene Ontology annotation, biological process: nucleotide-excision repair; proteasome-mediated ubiquitin-dependent protein catabolic process.
AGAUCAGAGUUCUACAGGAACGGAAAUACUAGGGUCACGUGACGUAUGAUGUCAGAAUACAUGGCGACUGGCUGAGCAGUGCAAAAUCAUCAGACUUCGUAAAUUUGAAACAUCGAACCCUUUUAGUUUCUGUACACAGUUCCAACAAAGGACGUUUUGAUACACAAAAAUGAUUAUUACGUUGAAAAACCUGCAACAACAAACCUUUAAAGUUGAAAUUGACCCAAAUGAAACGGUACGACAUCUAAAGGAGAAAAUUGAAGCAGCGAAGGGGAAAGAAUAUCCAGCCGAAAAUCAAAGGCUUAUUUAUGCAGGUAAAAUCCUUGCAGAUGAAAUUGUUCUUAGUGAAUACAACAUUGAUGAGAAAAAAUUUGUUGUUAUUAUGGUGGCGAAACCUAGAAGUACACCAGCGCCUUAUGCAGGUCCAAGUGAUCCAACAGCUGCACCUGAGGAGGCUGAAGAAGAGAAGCAGCAGGAAGAAAGCACAGUGGCCACAGAGAGUUCUGAGACUACAGUGCCAUCUACUGCAAAUUCUCCAUCAGCAGCACAGCCAGCUGCCACAAAUAUUGUGGACGCAGAGUCAGCUCUUCUAAUGGGGGAAGACUACAACAAAAUAGUGCAGAAUAUUAUGGAUAUGGGGUAUGACAGAGACCAGGUGGAACAGGCAUUACGAGCAAGUUUUAACAAUCCAGACCGAGCUGUUGAGUACCUUCUCACAGGUAUUCCAGCACAGUUGUUUGACGACCCACCAGGCUCUGGACCAGAAAGUGACCCAAUAGUUCAAGGAAGCCCUACACUUCAAGCGUCAGGUGGGGGUUCUGAAGAAGACCCGUUGGCGUUCCUGCGUUCUCAACCACAGUUCCAGCAGAUGCGACAAGUGAUCCAACAAAAUCCACAGCUACUGAAUGCUGUUCUGCAGCAGAUUGGACAGACCAACCCUGCCCUUCUACAGCUCAUAUCACAGAACCAGGAGGCAUUUGUACGCAUGCUGAAUGAACCUGCUGCUCCAGGUGGUGGCAUACCUUCAGCUGGUGGUACCCCUGCAAGUCCUGUUGCAACUGUACAUGGGAGUGCAGGAGAAGCUGGAUCAGGUGCUGGUAGCAUAUUUGCCCCUGGAGUAAUCCAGAUAACUCCACAGGACAAGGAGGCCAUUGAGAGGCUCAAGGCACUGGGGUUUCCUGAACACUUGGUGAUUCAAGCAUACUUUGCCUGUGAGAAGAAUGAAAACAUGGCAGCCAACUUUUUACUAGCCCAGAGUCUUGAUGACUGAAAGGAAGCUUUGAUUUCAUUUAUAACACAACACACACAGUCACUUGCUCGUAAAGAACAUAAAGUGAGAAGUGAAUUACUGAAGGGAUUCCGUAAAUACAAUAUCCUCCCUGUCCACAGUGAAUGAAGAAAUUUUUAAACUGGUUAGACUGAGUUUAUCCAAUUAUUAAUAUUGUGCAGUGAAUUCUGUACAUUGGUCAGAGACUGCAUUCAUGUCCAGACUUGAAUACCACACUGUGGUUAACCUAAGACUUUAUGAGAUAAGCAUAUUAACAAAUAUUUUAUUUAUGAUUUCAGUUUGUUUGUUCAUUUGUUUGAGUCUGAACAUUGGAUAAUUGAGAAUCUGCUUCCUGUUUUGGUUGUUGUCAAACUGAAAAGUAUAACAACAUGGCAGAAGUCAGAACACUGGAUUGUUCUGGUGUGUGAAAUUAAUUUACUGUCAUUAGAGAGUAAAGUAAUGCUAAGGCAUAUUUGUUACUAAUUGUAGUAUGAUAUGGGCACAAAUCAUGCUAUUGUCUUUCCUUUUAAAUUUGGAACUUUUUAUGAAGACCAAAUUAAUGCUUCAAUAUACAGUGAACUGUUCAGUUUGUAAAGCUUUCCUGUGUAUAUAGAUCACAGUAAUAACAUUUUUACCCAAAACUAGCCAUUUGUCUGAAUUAUUUUAUCAUUGAAUGGCAUGAAGGAGUAAGGGAGGGAAGUAUGGGGAAUAUUAAAUAUUGAAGGAUUGCAGCUUGUUACAACUAACUUUUUUUUUAUGUGAAGAACUCCAAAAUAAAGAAUUUUUGAGUUGACUGAUUUCAUGCACUGAUACAGUCUUUUCUUGGUACUGAGUGAUGUUACUUGACUCUAAGAAUCCUCUAUUAUUGUUUGGCCUUCAUCCUCAUUUUCCUUACCCCAUUGAAGUUUUAUGUUUUGUACAAUAUGUGGUUAUGCCAUUUGGUGAAUAUGAUGGGGAUCAAUAUAAGCAGCAGCCAGGGACUUUUCAGUCGUAAUGAGAAUGGGUUAUACCAAAGCGGUACACAUUGGAUUCAAACAGCCAAUGAAAUGCCAUAUUCUCUUUUUCUUUUAGAAAAUAGCUCAUUGAAAUGUGUGUCAACCCAAAACUUAGAGAUAGUACAAUAUCAUUUUAGCCUCACUUCUGUUAGGCAGUCUUUUUAGGCUCAUGGUUGGUUACCAGGUUUUGUACUUUUGUUACUAGAAGGUGCUGGGAUAUGCCUCGCAUUAUUUGGGCAGUGGUAAACAGACAUAUUUUCCCACUGCAAGUCUUGGUGUUGUGUUUGAUGAUAGAAGUGGUGAUGGUCUUUUACAGUAAUAACCCUGACAGAAACAGAGUUUCUUCUGAAAGACUCCUGUUUAUGUACAAAGGAACUUUCAAGAAAGUGGAGUAUAUGAAUGUCUUUGUGUUCAUAUUCUCAAUAGGGAUGACUUUCAGCCAGACCAUUUCUUAAUUAUGGUGACUUGAUUGCGGAGACUUUUGUCAGUGAUAUGGUUACAACUCAUGUUCAGUCAUUAAUUUUUUAAAAUUUAUAUAUUAAAAGUGAUGUACAUUACUUCAGAAAUGACAGUGAUGUAACUGUAUACAACUGAUUUAUAUGUGCACUUUUUAAUAUUGUGCAUUUGUUUGGGAUAUAGGACCAUACUAAAAGUUAUUAAACCAAUGAAAGAGAUGAGAUUUGAGGUUCUCAUUGCAUUGAAAUUGUCAGCAGUGGCUGUCUGGUUUGUGACCCCAUGUGGACUUGCAGGAUACCAACAUUUCAAAGAAACAUAAGUUUACCUAUAAGUCUACAUGACUUCACAAUCCAGGAGACCACUGUGAACAAUGAAGUAGGUAUUUGAGUAUAGUUACUCCAAAGUAUUGUAUAAAAUUACAUACAGUUUAGAAUUUAGUGUUAUAUAUAUGAAUUAUACUGAAAAUAAUUUUGAAUGUUAAUAACUAUUUAGCUUUUCCUAAAUUAAUUUGGGUUGAAAUUUUUGCUCUAAAUAUAUUAUCCCACAUUAUUGCAUAACAGGUGAAAUUUUGUAGCUAUGAAUUGUCCUUUCUUCAUUCUUAACAAUAAUUUGAACUGUUUCUUGCUAGGUGGAACCAGUGUUCAGUAGUAAGUAGACAGUUUCUGUUUUUGCCAGUUUCUUUUAUACUUUAUCUUUACUCCUCACAGUACUUAUACUAUUUCUAAACCUUCAUUUGGCAGAUUUGGAUAGUAGUACAUAAUUAUGUAGUUUGGGCUUGUUAUUUUAUGAAUAUGGAACACACAAGUAAGUCUGAUAGCCAUAAUGGUGACCUGGAAGGCAUUUCUUUUGACAUGUCCAGCAGUGAUAUUUCUGUCAGAAAUAGACGUUAGACUCGGAUUCAGACAGUUCUGUUGACACUUCUAACAACGGAUGAAAAUGAAAACUUCAUUUGCCUCAUAAUUUUGACGCAAAUGUCUAAGCAGAGCCCAAUAGCUCAAAAUAAUAAUGAAGCUGUUUAUAUGUGAAAGAUUUUCUCGUAUUAUAAAGUGUUUUGAAUAAAAUUACUCGUACACAUUAUUUAUGAUCACAUAUAUGAAUUAAAAUAACUUGCCAUUUUUCUGUCUCACCAAAUUCAGAAAAUAAAUUGACAAGUGGUUAAAUACACUGGAUGUAUGAAAGUGAAAAUUUCUUGUAGAUAGACAUUUCCUUGAGUUUUCUUGAUUGUAUUGGUUCACAAAUUUGAAUAUAAAAGUUCUGUUAUUUGAACGGUCAUGUGCUUAUAGAUGAAUAUAUAUGGACCUUUAUUCUGAAUACAAUAUAUAUCUCUCUAUGGAGGAAGCUGUAAUGCUUUAUUCUCACUAGUAUUGUUUGGCUCAGUUUUCACACAAAUGCCUUAAGUAUGUACUGAAGUUGUGGAAUUGUGUUAGAAAAUUGGAGAUUUGCUUCCACUAUAGUGCCUCAUCUAGUUGUUUCAUGCAGUUCUUAGAGUUUUGGGUUGACUUUCCUUGAGCUUCAUACAGUUAAAUGCUGUUAAGGCCAAGUUCAAUAGACUAUGUAAAAUUGAUCAGGAAGAGUGAAGUUUCAUUAUAUUGAGCAUUAGUUAUAAGAACCUAAAAUGUGUUAAAAAUCAGAAUUAUUAAUAAAUUAAUGUUGUAAACAAA